Messenger RNA from Penicillium atrosanguineum, 186 nucleotides. RefSeq lists its product as uncharacterized. The transcript is spliced from 2 exons. The record is from RefSeq and is a predicted model, not a curated record. The coding region runs from base 1 to 186 and encodes 61 amino acids. Lineage: Eukaryota; Fungi; Ascomycota; Eurotiomycetes; Eurotiales; Aspergillaceae.
AUGAAGCAUGCAGUAGUUGCGCAGAGGAAUAAUCUGGAUAUCCAAUAUCAUCCUGAGUUUGCUAAGUAUCAACACCGUACUCGCCGUCGAAAGGACACCGAGACCCUUCAGAUGAGGUUGCCGGCGGAAUUUCCGGCCCAGCUGGUUUCCCCACUUGUGUGGGGGAGAAAAGAGAUUGAGAGCUAA